AUGCCCAUCGCUCGCAAAGCAGUCCAUUUACAAAUCACUAGCAAAAUGGCUUUGCGUGUCAUUUUACACAUUAUGGACCAAGACUGGUAUGAAGAAGAGCAGCUUUAUUCCCAUGUGAUACAAGCUCUAUAUGGAACUAUUGUGAGGUUUCUUGUCAACGAUAAACACGGCUUGUCAUUGGCGAAGCGAAGGAAAGAGCUUGAAAACACCAAAAGCCUUGAUCAAGCUCGGUUUCGGCUGGUGUAUCGUUUUCUCUGGCAAGAGACCCAUCGCGCCAUGAUCCUGCGUCAAAACAAAAAGUACAAUGCCAUCACAGUGUAUCCAUUCGAACUUGCAGUAGUUGUUGACAAGCCCAAUACCCAGAAGAAUCUAGAAUCAUACUUUGUUACCUACGCCAAGUAA
Lichtheimia ornata is the source of this 402-nucleotide messenger RNA. RefSeq lists its product as uncharacterized. The transcript is spliced from 4 exons. The record is from RefSeq and is a predicted model, not a curated record. Lineage: Eukaryota; Fungi; Mucoromycota; Mucoromycetes; Mucorales; Lichtheimiaceae. Bases 1 to 402 code for a protein of 133 amino acids.